AUGUUGAGAACCAAUGAGAUUGAACACAAUUGUCUUCAGUCGCAAACCAGGGCUCGGCAGAACGAAGAAGAUGACGGGCUUAUUGCUUAUGACUCCGACGAAGAGGUGGAGGAAGCCUCUAAGGGAGAGAUCGCGUCACGCUCACGCUACCCGAUCACCCUCCUGGUCCCUGAACAGUUCCUGCCAGAAGUGCCCCGCACGCAGCCUACGAUCAAGGGGUUGAUUGGGAUCUGGAAGGAUGAGUUGUCGGAUGCGGCACAAACCACCACGACAUACCAGGAGCUGACGCCGGCUUAUCUGUACAAGAAGCUUUAUGGUCGCAUGCAAGUCACUUUUGAUAAGGCGUCUGAUGCUAACCUUGUGUGGCGUAACCAGGUUGAGCAUAAGUGCAAGAAUGGUGAUUAUGCUACCUUCGACUGGCAGUACCCGGUGGACCCUGCUUUUGCCAGGCAGAAGGCGACGAACCCGGCGGCCAUUGAGCUUUAUUUCAAGGUCGUCCCUGCAGAGAUCUCACCUGCGAUGCUACUUGAAAUGUUGAUGGCGCCGCUCAAGAAGAAGAAGAAGUCGGUGUUCAAGGAGGGUCUCUGUUUCCAUCGUGCGCUCAACUCCGUCACUGGGCUUGACACGGACCGGAUCAAGGGCCUGGCAGCGGGGAAGCAGCACAUGGUCAUCAUCGGGGAUUUGAACGUGGUUGAGGAUCCGAUCCUGGACAGAUCGUCCAAGAUGGGCUCGGCCGGGGAAAACGACAGACUGAUGCAGACCUGCGCAGCACACUGUCUCACUGAUGCUUACCGAUGGAUGAAUCCUGGGGUGCGAGAGUUUACGUUUUUCUCGAGGGCUUCAAAGUCCAGUUCUCGCAUUGACCGCGCGCUUGUUUCAGCAGCGUUGUUGCCGAAGCUCGCCGACGCGUCCCACUGUCGUCCGUUGAAGGGUCUCUCAGACCACUGGUUUGGGGUGAAGAUCGCCCUGAAAGUCCACCUGCAACUUCACGUGGGGCCGGGAAUUUGGAGAUUUAGAGCGUCUGACGCGGGCAAGGCGGGCGCGGCAAAGGUAGUCGCUGUGGUCCGUGACGUGCAUGGCGCGGAAGGCUCGGGAGAUUUCGAGCUGCUGAUGACGCGCAUGAACGCGGCGCUGCGGAGGUUCGCGACGGAGGAGGGGAAGCGGGUGAAAGCGACGCUACGGCAUCUGGUAACGGCGGUAGCGGUUUUGCAGCAAGAAGUGAUGAGGGAGCCGGAAUGUCAGUCUCGGAGAGACGCCUUGACGGAGAAGGAGGCUCAGCUGGCCGCGUAUCUCUCCUCGGAGCAAGAGAGACUCGCGCUCAUGUCAGGGGUAAAGGAGCUGCGCAGUGGGGAAAUGCCUGGGAAGCUCCUAUCUGCGAAAGUCAAGGUGCGGAAGGAAAGGACCAUGAUCCCAUCGCUGAAAUGGAAGGGGACGGAGCACAAGGACAACAAGAGCAUUCUGAGCGCGGCGUCGGAGUUCUACGCGGAUCUUUUCGCCGAGCCCCCGCCGCCGGGGGAGAUGCCGACCUGGCCGAUUGACCCGCGCAAGCGGCUGUGGGAGGAGGACAGGGAGCAGCUGGAUGCGGAAUGGUCGGAGGAUGAAGUCAAACAGGCGCUCAAGGACAUGGCAAACGGCAAGUCCCCGGGUGCGGACGGGAUCCCCAAGGAGUUUUACAGUCGCCACUGGGACCUGCUGGGCGGGGAUCUUCUCGGGUUCGUGCGGAAGUUCGAGGAAACGGCGAUUUUACCGGCAUCUGCGCAGGAGGCAGUCACCAUCCUCCUGCACAAGAAGGGGCCGAGGGACCAAGUUCAGAACUACCGGCCGAUCACGCUUCUGAAUAGCACGUACAAGCUGAUCGCCCGGGUGAUUGCUAACAGAAUGAGGAAGGUGCUGGACAAAGUGAUCUCGGAAGAGCAAUAUGGAUUCUUACCGGGCAGAAGGCUUUCUGACGGCGUUUCGCUUAUCGCUAACGUGGUUGAGGCAGCAAAAAACAAAAAUGAAGAUUGGUACCUCCUGCUUGUGGACUUCCAGAAGGCCUUCGACUCUGUCUCACGUGAUUUCUUGUUCACAACGAUGGAGCGGAUGGGUUUUUCGCGGAGGUUUGUCGGGUGGUGCAGAGGCCUGCACGAGGGUUCAUCUACGAGGCUGCUCCUUAACGGUUGGCUGGGGGAGAGCGUCGCCGUCCGGAAAGGCGUGCGGCAGGGGUGUCCACUUGCGCCGUACUUGUUUCUCUGCGCGGUAGAACCAAUCUGCCAAGAGGCAAAAAGAAGGAAACUGGGGAUCAGUAACCCGUUUGGCGGAAGGCUGGCCUACCUGGGGUACGCGGACGACACGACGUUGGUGCUGGAUGGCAAGCGGCAGAUUGGUCGGGCGGUGAAGCUGCUCGAAGAUUUCGGGGAGAGGUCAGGCCUCCGGGUAAACAUGGAGAAGUCAGCCCUCCUUCCGCUGGGGAGCAACCUGACGAAAAAGGCAGACAAAGACUCAUUAUUUCGCUGGGUAAAGCCAAAUGAAGCGGAGCGACUACUUGGAGUAUGGAUCUCGCCCUCUGGGGACGCGGCCGUAACAUGGGAGAUUACGCUGGAACGGGCAGCUGCGGAGUUCGGGAAGUGGCAGGUCCACUACCUGACCACUACGGCGAGAGUAGUGGUGGUGAACGGCUACGUGAACCCCAUCCUCGCCUUUCAAGCGCAAGUGUAUGCACCUCCCCCGGAGAUCUGGGCGAAGAUCGUGAAGCUGCUCCACAACUUUGUAUCUGGAAACCACGCGACAGCGGGGAAGCAGUUCGCGCUCUGGAGCCAGGAGUUGCUGUUUAAGCCACGGAAGGAGGGAGGUCUGGGCGUCCGAGAUCCCUUCACGGAGCUGGGUGGCUAUGCCGCGAGGCGGGUGGCGCUUCUGAUGUCGCAGCAAGGCGGGUUUCGUGCUGACCUGGCACACACGGCAGCAGACAUUCAGGAUUGUCAAGUCUUCUGGGGGCACAAGGACCAGAUGAAGCAGUGGAAGGGGAAAAGCGACAGAUGGAAGCGCACCUGCGAGCUCUUCCUGGAGUCCAACUUUGCGGAGAGUAUCGCGGCGUCCACGGUCUGGGAGGUGGAGCAGGAGCUGUUGCUGUACAAUCGCUGCCUCCUGCCGAACGGGAAGAAACCUGCGGGGAGGCAAAACGCGGCAAAAGGGCUUGCGCGAUCAACCAUGCGGGACCUGAUAGUUGUUCACCCAGAUGGUUCCAGAACGCUGAAAACUGAGGAGGAAAUGGGAAGAUCCUUCGGGGGAGAUGCAGGAGGGAAGCUGGCAAAGCGGAUUUUCGACGCAGCCCCUGACGAGUGGAAGCAGCUGCUGCUAACACCAAUCACGGCGGAGAAAGUCGUGGAGGUAUCUGGUUUUGUAUUAAAGGCGGGGACCAGCCAUGGCCUCUGGAAGGUGGUCAGUGCAGAUGGCAACUUGCUAGUCUGCCGAGCAUUCCGCUGCGUCUCUGGCGUGCUAGGUGAUGCAGAGGAGCGUUACUGCACGCUGCAUGUUUGGGAGGUGACUCCUGCCGUCAUCAGGGAGGGGCGCUUUCUGGGGCCUGCGGGGAGCCCCAAAGCGAGGUUGCUGUGCUCACCAAUAUGGGAAGGUGGCUGUCCGGCAAAACUCAAACAGCUUCGGAAGGGUUUUGAGAGGCUUGGUGGGAAGCCGGGGCAGCAGACUGCUUGGGAGGAGGUACGGGGCCGCCCGAUCGACUGGCAGAGGGCGAUAAGCGUGCGGGACUCAGAAGCUAUUCCAAACCGGGCGCGUGACGUGCUGCUCCGGAUCCACAGUAGAAACCUGCAAGUAGGAGAGAGGUUGCAUUUUCUCGGAGCGGCGGUCGCUUGCGCGCAUUGUGGGGAAAGGGAAACGCUGGAACACGCACUCUUCCACUGUCCGCGCAUUCAGCCGGUGGUCCGGGCGCUGCUGAGAGCAAUUCGCAUGCUCAAUCCGAGGAGGAAGGUGGAGUCGUUGGGGGAUCUCCUGUUCCAGAAAGCGGGGUCAGGCUCGGGGUUUCCCGAGGCUACCAUCACGUCAAUCGCUCUACAUAGGAUUUGGGUGGAAAGGUGUGAUGUGGUUUUCGAGAGGAGCAAAUUCCGGGCAAGGAGGGUCCUGCGGAGAAUCGCGGCGGCUUUCCAGUUGCAUGUCAAGAUUUACACUCGUGCUAAGGCAGCGAAGCGGAGGCUUGGUGUUUCUCGUGCCAACCUGGACGGGGAUGAGCGCCGAGCCAUGGAUAGAAUCUGGGACACGUCGAUAAAGCCGGCCACGUGGGCGAAAGGUUUCAUGUCCCUGUGGUCGAAUCCGAAGGCUGCUUUCCGUCCUCCGUAG
Molecule: messenger RNA, 4326 nt
Organism: Closterium sp. NIES-65
Lineage: Eukaryota; Viridiplantae; Streptophyta; Zygnematophyceae; Desmidiales; Closteriaceae
Source: the annotation of a GenBank genome assembly